AUGGAAUUUAAAAAAAUAUUUUGUAGUACAAAUAUCUUAGUAUUGUUUUUUGGGUUUAAAUUAGCAAUGGAAACUCGAGAAGUUAGCGAAUUAAGUCGAAGCGAUAAUCCUUAUCUUUCAAACGUAAAUAAAAUUAAGGAAAUCGAAGAAUUAUACUAUCAGGAUGCUGAAAAAAAAGGAUUGAAAAGAAUUUUUUUUUCUGUAAUGCUUAGAUUUCUUAAACUAUUAGCUAAUGUAGAAAAAACUGAAUGGGACCAAAAAACUGAUAAAUAUUGUCGUUUUAAAAAAAUAUCUGAUCUAGAAGAGAUUCAACUAUUGAAAGAACAGAAUUUUGAAUUUUCUAAAAUGCUUAAAGGACUUAGUUCCAGUUUAUUUAGGGACAACCCCAAUGUUAAGUUUUUUUUCGAAAAAACUAAACUAUUUAAUUUUAUUAGCGAAGAAAAUUUUAGUGGUAAGGUUAAUGAGUAUCCUGACUGGAAUAAAUUGCAUGCAUGGUAUGAAGUUGAUGAAUUUGAUGAAUUUGAUAAAAGUGGUGUAUGUGAUAAAAGUGUUGUAUGUGAUGAAGGUAAUGAAAGUGAGAAAAGUUAUGAAGGUAAUGAAAGUGAGAAAGGUGAUGAAAGUGAUGAAGGUAAUGAAAGUGAUGAAAGUGAUGAAAGUAAGGAAAGUGAUGAAAGUAAGGAAAGUGAUGAAAGUAAGGAAAGUAACGAAGGUGAAGGAAGUGAUGUAUGUGAUGAAAGUGAGGAAAGUAAGAAAAUUAAUGAUUUUAAAAAAAGUAUUAAGUUUUUUCCACUUUAUAAUUUAACUUUAUCUCAAACUUUAUUACUAAAAAAGUAUUAUCAUUUAUGGUUUUUGGUCAUCAGAAAAGUAUUGCACAAUGAUGAAGUUAGCAUUCAUGAUUUUGUUAUAUUGUAUAAAAAUUUUGGUAUUGCACCAAAUAAAAAUGAAUAUUCUUUUUUAACUAUAAUACUAAUUAAGUGUUUUGAAUUAUUUGAAUCGGAAGAUUAA
Vairimorpha ceranae is the source of this 1005-nucleotide messenger RNA. RefSeq lists its product as hypothetical. The coding region runs from base 1 to 1005 and encodes 334 amino acids. The transcript has a single exon. Lineage: Eukaryota; Fungi; Microsporidia; Nosematidae. The record is from RefSeq and is a predicted model, not a curated record.